Sardina pilchardus (European sardine) is the source of this 2026-nucleotide messenger RNA. It is a transcript of the gene fam78bb, whose product is annotated as family with sequence similarity 78 member Bb. Bases 1 to 786 code for a protein of 261 amino acids. The record is from RefSeq and is a predicted model, not a curated record. Lineage: Eukaryota; Metazoa; Chordata; Actinopteri; Clupeiformes; Clupeidae. The transcript is spliced from 2 exons.
AUGGGUUGCAUCCAAAGCAUCGCCUGUAAGUCGCGUAUCAAACGCGAGAAUAUAGUUGUCUAUGAUGUUUUGGCAACCAUAGACCACACUCCGACAGUGAUUGAGGAGAACUCGCCUAUAGUGCUGCGCUACAAAACUCCGUAUUUCAAGGCCUCGGCUCGGGUUGUGAUGCCUCCGAUCCCCAGGAACGAGACCUGGGUUGUUGGGUGGAUUCAAGCGUGCACACAGAUGGAAUUUUACAACACUUAUGGGGACAUUGGCAUGUCUAGCUGGGAGCUUCCGGAGCUGCGUGAAGGUCUGGUGCGAGCCAUCAGCGACUCAGACGGCGUAAGCUACCCCUGGUACGGGAACACCACAGAGACGGUGACGCUAGCCGGCCCCACUGCCAAGCCAUCGCGAUUCACCGUCAGCAUGAACGACAACUUCUACCCCAGCGUGACCUGGGCCGUCCCGGUAAGUGACAGCAACGUGCCGCUGCUCACGCACAUCAAGCGGGACCAGAGCUUCACCACCUGGCUAGUGGCACUCAAUGCCGGCACCCGCGAGAAAAUCCUGCUGCAGACUAUCAAGUGGCGUAUGAGGGUGGACAUCACCGUUGACCCCUCCAAGCCCCUGGGCUCUCGGGCGCGUCUUAUAGGCCGGCCACACCAGGACCAACCACGGGUCCUCACCCGGAUGGAGCCCAUCCCGCCUAAUGCCAUGGGCCGGCCGAAUGCAAAUGACGCUCAGGUGCUGAUGUGGAGACCCAAGAGAGGGCCGCCACUGGUGGUGAUACCCUCCAAAUGAACCGCGGGAGGUGGGAUGAAACCAGGAAGAGCCUUGAAAAGAGACCUCUUUUGACUUGGGAGGACAGGCGACAGAGAGGGCAACUGCCUUAAAUCCACACUACUGCCUUCAAACCUUAUAGGCCACCUGGGUACUAGUGACAUUCAAAAUAGGACCACUGCCUUAAAAUCUCUUCCUGGGAGCCCAAAGUGCUCUUGAACUGCACACGCUGAUUGUGAGUGGACAUAAUGGGCUGCCUUGCACAAAUGUGGCAUAGCAUUCAAAUCAACUUGGUCACUGUGACAAGGCAGUACACAGAGAAUAAAUGGCCAGCAAAGAUCGAUUGUGAUAGCGUCAUGCUGAUGAUGGUUAGAUCAUAAUGGGAUAGUUAUUUUAAAUCAGAUUGCCACUGGGUCAUAAACAUAGCCUACUUGUAGUAUUCAAAAAGACAUCUUGGGAAAAAAAGGCAUUUUUAUCCCUGAACAUAAUCUCAAGAUGCCACAUACAGCAUUUGAAAGAUGUUUUAGGCUUUGAAGUCCACAGGUAGCUAGUGGAAGGCAGCUAUUCAGAUGCUUACAUAUGAUCUCACCUGGGAGGUGCACAUCACCGAGGAAGUGGAAGCAAGGUGCUCUGAGAGAAAGGGAAUAGUCCCCUCGCUCCUCAUUAUUGAGCUGGCUGCAGACAAGCCAAAAGAGACACAUGCACACACACACACACACACACACACACACACAGACACACACACACACAGUAGAUCCACCCAAAUUACUUGGUGUCACCCACCAGGAUUACUUGUCAUUCAACCAACCUGCACAAUAAAACCAGGGGAAAAUGUAUGUAUCAGUCAUUUCUAUACAGUUGGAGAUUUGCACAGAGCAGAUGUCGGAUUUUGUGUGUAUGAACUGUCUUUUGAAGUACUACAUGUAUCAAAGAAGUUUGGUUUCUGGCACCUCAAACCUUCUUAAAAAAAAAAAAAUGGGUGUUGGGACAAAUGGUUUUCUUGCAAACUAGGUGCCACAAACAUGACAAAAACUCCAUAAAAACAUCUCGCAUGUGUAAGGUGGGUGCCAAACGUGCAGACUCUGGUGGUGAAGCAGCAUUCUGGAGCAGUGACAUUCAGAACAGAGCACUGAGAACGGAACUUGGCCUAUCCUGGGGCAUCAGUUUAAAACGAAUGGUAUCAAAAUCUUUGGCCUUCACACAUUUUUGCAUGCAUGCAGUGUUUCUGAGGUAAUAAAAAGACAAAGCGACUCAAAUAUUG